AUGAUGAAUUGCAUCAAGCAGAUUAAGACAUUGUUAGUUGAACUGAUAAGUUCUACGGAUGAUUCUGGGUACUGUAAACUCAAAGAAUUAAUAGUCGAUGAAUACACUAAUGCUAUUGUUCAAUCUGUUCUUCCUUAUAAAGAAAUCAAUAAAGUUGGUGUUUUAAUAAUACGAAGAAUAGAAGUUAUUACACAAUCACAUGUUGAUUUUCAAGACUCCAAUGGAGUAUUUCUUUUAACACCAAAUACGAAAAGUAUUGACUAUUUGAAAUUGUUAUUAGCACACCCACCAUAUCCAAGAUUCUCAUUAUUCUUCACACAAACAGGAACUAUAACUGAUGAUAUAUUAAUGGCACUUAGUAUCGCAGACUCUUUCAAUGUUAUUCAACACAUAGAAGCAGUGGAUUUAGACUGGAAUUUUGUGACUCCUCACUCCUUUACUAAAGCGUCUAACAACGUCACUUCUUUAAUUUCAUUUCUGCGUUCUCACAACUUCUCUGUUAAAAAUGUGAUAUGUCAAGACUUACCAGAGACACAGCAAAUAACAAAUGACGUUGUAAAAGAGAUGAACAGUGACACUGGUAAAAAUUGUACUUUAAUAGUUAUUGAUAGAACCGCCGAUGGGUAUUCUCCGUUGUACAUCAACAGUUAUGUCUUUUCGAUCAUUCAUGAAUAUUGCACUAUCAACAACUCGCUCUACAUUUUCGAUAACAAUUUGUGCAAAUUUGACUUCGAUGAAAGUGACACAGAAAAGAUGUAUCGAAUGCCUGUUUAUAGUCUUGUUCAGCAUUUAAAAAGAAAAGUCGAAGAGCACUCGAUGAACACAUCGACUAAAAUGACUUUGAAGAAAGAAGUGUGUGACACGUCAUCUGCAAUUUUGCCGCAAUUGUAUUAUCACCAAUUCUCUAUAGAAACUAAGUUUAAAACGAUAUGGGAUAAAUACAAUACCGUUUUAAAUUAUUGUAUGACUCAAUUAUCAUCUCAAUUCACUACUGAUCUCAUUAAGUCUCUUUUAGACCUCCACACGACAAAAGAAGUUAUUAAUACACACAAUAAAAGAAUUCGAAUGAUGGUGUCUUUAGUCUGUAAUCAAGAUGUAUACACUUCUGAUAACAUAAAGAAGUUACUUGAAAGAUGUGGUAAAGAACAUCAGCCAAUCGACCUCUUUGAUUCUUCUAUUUUUGAUGACAACGAAUUUCAUCCACUCGUCUCUCAAAUCGUCAAAAAGCCUUCUCUUCUCAAAAACAAUCACUUUGUAGUAUCAAAAGGAGGUAUACCUGAUGUCAUUGACUCAAACACAGUCUUUUGGAUCAAUGGAGGAUUUUGUCCUUUCGAAGAAAUCGACUUAAUGAACACCAUCGACUCCAUUAACAAAAACACCCCAAAAGAAGUCGAAAAGAAUGUUUAUAUUGGCGGGGAUAUACUUCAACGCUCAGAAGUCUUUGAAACCACCUACACUCAAUGA
Molecule: messenger RNA, 1464 nt
Organism: Entamoeba invadens IP1
Lineage: Eukaryota; Evosea; Mastigamoebida; Endamoebidae
Exons: 3
Coding region: 1-1464 (487 amino acids)
Biological process (GO): vesicle-mediated transport; intracellular protein transport
Cellular component (GO): Golgi membrane
Source: RefSeq, a predicted model, not a curated record